AUGGCUGGCUAUUACAAGAUGUUCAGAUGGGUUCUACCUUCCUAUAGCCGACACGACCAGUACGCAGCAGUCCACUCGGGAAAUGAGGAGGAAAAAGCGGAUGAGAUAGGGCUUUUGUCCAAAAAGGCGAUCUCAGGCCCUCGCUCAGCCUCUCGCCGACACAUUUCGGUUUUGAACAGCAUCUUGUUUCUUUCCUUCUUGCUCGCCGUGACUUCCCUUCUAGUGGCAUUUACGACUCACUACACUAUUGUGCGACGAAGCCUUAUCAGUAUCAACUUGCCGUACGGGAACCCCAUUCCGCCAGUUCCCUUGGAAAUGAGAAAGUUCGGACCAGCUGAAAUAUUCACUGAACGUUCAAAUCCCAGAAGCGAUGCUGCAUGGGAGGCUUUAGCCGGCCCAACCCUUAAUGACCAAGGCUUCAUUUACGUUCCCAACUGGGAGGAUUUAAAGCUACCCCUGGAGGCUACGCUGACUAGUCCGUCCAAGGGUGCCAUUCGCCAUACGUUCUGGCAGUUGAUGGAGGGUAAGCUCGACCCGGUGGCCUUCGAAGCACUUGACGGAGAUACUACCGAUCCGAACUUUAUACCCCGUGGCCAUGGAUUGUGGCACAGUGAACAUUGCUUCAAUUAUGUCCGGCAUGCGUUGCAAUGCUAUGGAGACACAACUAUGGAAGUUCCAACCGACUUCAAUGGCCAGUUGAUCUUCAUUGGAUGGAAUACGACGCACCAAUGUCGCAGUUUCGACGCCAUUUGGGACUACACAGUCAACCAUUCCACAUUAGAUAGCUUGAAAUGA
Messenger RNA from Penicillium mononematosum, 795 nucleotides. RefSeq lists its product as uncharacterized. Lineage: Eukaryota; Fungi; Ascomycota; Eurotiomycetes; Eurotiales; Aspergillaceae. Bases 1 to 795 code for a protein of 264 amino acids. The transcript is spliced from 4 exons. The record is from RefSeq and is a predicted model, not a curated record. Gene Ontology annotation, biological process: mycotoxin biosynthetic process.